This is a messenger RNA of Acanthosepion pharaonis, 1797 nucleotides long. NCBI's taxonomy places the organism in Eukaryota, Metazoa, Mollusca, Cephalopoda, Sepiida, Sepiidae. The record is from the annotation of a GenBank genome assembly.
AUGAAUUUUUCUGAUCAACGUCCAGAUAGUGUGUUGGCAAGAGGAGUUCAAAUUACAGAAUUUGAUGAUGACCAAAUAAAUCCUGAACCAGUUCCCUUAGAUGAAAGCGAUUUACUUUUGCGCCAGUACCUGUCACCAAGGAAAUUGUGCCUCCUUGGAGGAGUGGAUGAUCUUGAAGACAUCAGCAGUUUAGAAGUAAAAGUUGACACUUCAGAAAUGAGUUUGGGUAAUUUUGGUUCUUUGGUUCCCAAUUUGACAGAACUAAAAUUAUCUAACAGCUCUAUCCAUUCAAUAAGAGAUCUUGGAUCCUGUUUACAUAACUUGAGGAUUUUGUGGAUGUCUCAGUGCAGCCUGCAGGAUCUUGAUGGCAUCGGAUCUUUAUCAAAUCUUCAUGAACUCUAUUUGUCUUUCAAUGAAAUAUCCGAGAUCAGUUCGGUCAGCAUGCUGGAAAACUUGCAGAUCCUGGAUUUGGAAGGCAACAACAUUGAUUGCUUUUCACAAGUCCCAUAUUUGGCCUUCUGUACGAAACUAACCACUUUGACUCUGGAAGGAAAUCCAGUUUGUGUAAAACCAUCACCAGAAUCUGAAAUUGAAGAAUACAAUUACCGCAUGUCUGUUCGUGAUGCAAUACCUCAGCUACAGUACCUUGAUGAUGAGCCAUUAUCAGAUGUGGACUGCAAGAAAAAUGUGAAUGUGUUUAAUGAUGAUUGGGCCUACAUGGAAAAGUUGCAGCAGGAUGUUGUGAUACAAGAAAUUAUGAUGACCAACAAUGAAGGGGAAAGUGCCAGUCCGUCAUUUGUCAGUGCAUUCCGUCCAGCUACGAGUUUUAACCCAAGUUCUGCUUUGCGGCCAUCUUCAGCAAUCCGUCCACUCUCUUGUAGAACACGCCCGCAAACAUCUGCCUCAAACAACAAAACUUUUCGACCAUUUUCCGCUUUGGCUGGUGUUGAAACUGAUGACUUCUGCCAUUCUCCUGACCCCAUCAGUGAACUUACUGAUGGUUCUGUGGUUUGUGGAAACCCUUCUCGAGCUCUCCUCUCUCGCAGUAAGCUCAAAACAGCUCCUCCAGAAAGCAAAAAACGGCUUUUCCCUCAGUAUAAAUUCAAAGCCGAGCACACAUACGACACAUUGCCAAAUGAUAAUCAAGAUCUGAAUGACGUUUUAGAACAAUUACAAGAAUGGAAGAUACAACAUGAAAAGCGUCGGAAACAGAUUGAAGCAUCAUGGGCACCCCAGGUGUUGAAAAUUGAGCCAGGAGAGUACUUAGAAGAAUCUGAGAAAGAAAAAGAUGAUGAUGACUACAAUGAUGCUGCUUUCAUAAGUGAAACAAUUGCACCUUCAUUGCAUGCAAAGCCUUGGAGCUUUGAAAAUGAGCCUUUGAAGCAAGAGUUACUUGUUUGUAAGAGCAAGGAACAUCCCCAUAGCUAUGACUACAAUGAACCUAUGUAUUCUGUCUCACCACCAAAGAUAGAUGUUCAUGGGUUGAAUCUCAAGCCAUGCAGUUUUGCCAAGCCUUCCCCACCAUCCAAACCACCACUCUCACCACCUCUUGCAUGCCGUUCAAAAAGGCUCAAGUCUCAAGCAGUUAAAUCUGAUCAAAAUGUCCUUCAUUUGGCUAUGACUGCAAAACCACCAGUCAUCAAAGAGCAGAUAUCAUCAUAUGGCAGGAAGCCUUUGCCAAACUCUAAAGCAUUUCCUCAUUCUUAUUCAGCCAGGGCAUCAAUAACCCAUGCCCCACCUUUAUUGCCCUCAUUACUAAACUUGAAAAGCAAAUCAAGUUGCCAAAAAUCAACUUAA